Molecule: messenger RNA, 4005 nt
Organism: Anguilla rostrata (American eel)
Lineage: Eukaryota; Metazoa; Chordata; Actinopteri; Anguilliformes; Anguillidae
Gene: cat
Product: catalase
Exons: 13
Coding region: 105-1685 (526 amino acids)
Biological process (GO): hydrogen peroxide catabolic process; response to hydrogen peroxide
Cellular component (GO): cytoplasm; mitochondrion; peroxisome
Molecular function (GO): heme binding; catalase activity
Source: RefSeq, a predicted model, not a curated record
AGAGCUUUUCACCAACAGCGCCUUUAAUGACAGAAGUAGCUUGUCUAUCGUUGUUGCCGUCUAUCUAGCUAACGUUAUUAGCUUUGAUUGCUUCUGCUGCCAGGAUGUCUGAAAACAGGGAUAAAGCAACCGAUCAAAUGAAAUUAUGGAAGGAGGGUAGGACCUCUCAGAAAGCGGAGACUCUGACGACUGGCGCAGGGGUUCCAGUUGGGGACAAGUUGAAUGAGCAGACGGCGGGCCCCCGGGGGCCUCUGUUGGUCCAGGAUGUGGUGUUCACAGACGAGAUGGCGCACUUUGACCGGGAGCGCAUCCCAGAGAGGGUGGUCCACGCCAAGGGAGCUGGUGCGUUUGGAUACUUCGAGGUUACUCAUGACAUCACCCGUUUCUGCAAAGCCAAAGUGUUUGAGCACGUGGGCAAGACCACACCCAUCGCUGUGCGUUUCUCUACUGUAGCUGGGGAGUCUGGUUCUGCAGACACAGUGCGGGACCCGCGGGGUUUUGCAGUGAAGUUCUACACAGACGAGGGAAACUGGGACCUGACGGGCAACAACACGCCCAUCUUCUUCAUCAGAGACGCCCUGCUGUUCCCCUCCUUCAUCCACUCUCAGAAGCGCAACCCGCAGACGCACCUGAAGGACCCGGACAUGGUGUGGGAUUUCUGGAGCCUGAGGCCCGAGUCUCUGCACCAGGUGUCCUUCCUCUUCAGCGACCGCGGUAUCCCCGACGGCCACCGCCACAUGAACGGCUAUGGCUCUCACACCUUCAAGCUGGUCAACGCUGAGGGCCACCCUGUCUACUGCAAGUUCCACUACAAGACUGACCAGGGCAUUAAAAACAUUGCUGUGGAAGAUGCGGACCGCCUGGCAUCCACCGACCCGGACUAUGGCCUCCGAGACCUGUACAACGCCAUCUCCAACGGCAACUUCCCCUCCUGGACUUUCUACAUCCAGGUCAUGACCUUUGACCAGGCUGAGAAGUUCCAGUUUAACCCCUUUGAUCUGACCAAGGUGUGGCCCCAUAAAGAUUACCCCCUCAUCCCUGUGGGCAAGAUGGUCCUGAACCGCAACCCCAUCAACUACUUUGCUGAGGUGGAGCAGCUGGCUUUCGACCCUAGCAACAUGCCCCCGGGGAUUGAACCCAGCCCUGACAAGAUGCUGCAGGGCCGCCUAUUCUCGUACCCGGACACCCACCGGCACCGUCUGGGUGCCAACUACCUGCAGCUUCCUGUCAACUGCCCCUUCAGGACCCGAGUGGCUAACUACCAGAGGGAUGGGCCCAUGUGCAUGUUCGACAACCAGGGUGGAGCCCCUAAUUACUACCCCAACAGCUUCAGCGCCCCGGAUACGCAGACCUGCUUUAUGGAGUCCAAGUUCAAGGUGUCCCCCGAUGUGGGUCGCUACAACAGCGCCGACGAAGACAACGUCACACAGGUGCGGACCUUCUUCACCCAGGUGUUGAAUGAGGAGGAGCGGCAGAGGCUGUGCCAGAACAUGGCUGGACACCUGAAAGGGGCACAGCUCUUCAUCCAGAAACGCAUGGUGCAGAACUUGAUGGCCGUCCACCCAGACUAUGGGAACCGAGUGCAGGACCUGCUCAACAAGUACAAUGCAGAGGCCCAGCAGAACGCUGUACGAGUGUACACCAGGGGCGGGGCUUCAGCCAUGGCCGCCUCCUCAAAGAUGUGAGCCGAGUCCGUGCAGCUGAAGAGGGUUCUAGUGCCCCAAAAAUCCUGCUGCUUCCAUUGCACUUACUUUCUAUUCCUCAGCCGAGAAGCCAUGCCUCUACCCCUCCCCCCCCCGCUCCCAUUGCACUUACUUUCUAUUCCUCAGCCGAGAAGCCAUGCCUCUAACCCCCCCCCCCCCCCGCUGCUCCCCAAGCACAAGCACUCGUUUCUCUUCUUCUUUUGUGUGCGUGUGUGUGUGUGUGUGUGUGUGCGCGCGCCAGGUUUAGUGGAUUCCAAGCAAACAAACCCAGAUCUGCUGUCUGAUGCACGUUUUUGGCUGUAGUAAGACUGAAACUGGCCUAGAUUCGUUUUUUAAUCCAACAUUUUUUGUAACCCUGGCAUUCCAACUGAUUCCUACCCCGAGUUUGUCUCUGCGAGAGGACUGCGUGCCUUUAAAGAGAGGGUAAUCUCAUUUAUACUCGGAGCACUUGGGCUCUACUAACAAGGCUUACCAAACGUGAGUAGGGAGUAUAUUUCAGUGUGUGAUUUGAAACUGUGUGACUUAACUAUGAUAGGGAUCUGUACCAAAUGAAGCUCAGCUACCCUGGACACCAUUGCCUUACUGUCAUUAAAUAAAGAAUGGAAUGUACUCCUGAAAGCCACUGACAUUCUGUAACAAUAACUCUCUUCAAUAAUAUCAAAAUCUUAUUCCCGCAGACUGACAGAGUGAAAUCUAACCUUUGCUAUUUGGCAAAUAAGCUAUUAUAUCAAGCUAUACGUUACCCUUAGCUUCGCUCUUGAAGAUGAUGAUUUUGAUUCAAUGCUCGCAUAAUUCCUUGAGAUUUCAGAUUUUUUAUUUUUUUAUUUUAUUUCUUUUUUUUUUUAAAUGGUUUUAUUCACCAGUCAAAAUAAUAUGUAAGUGUUUUGGCAGCAUACACACAGCAAAAACGUAAGAUGGGUUUAGGUCCCUGUUAGCUUGUUCCAAGCAGUGAUAACACAAACUGUUGCCAUGAUUGGAUUAAAGUCCCGCUUAUUAGAGGAGCCGGUACUUCUAGAUGCUCUUAGGGCAGAUGUUGCGUGCCAUGUUCAUUACAAAUUGACUAGUGCAUAAUUCAGAAAUUAAACUAUAAAAAUCAUGGAACCACUCUGAAUUUCUUGUCACCCUAAUUAGUGAUUACAUGCAUUGGAAGAUAAUUGUUUGCUAAAUGAGUUGGAACACGUCCAAUUGAGGCUUUUCAAGACUUGGUUUUUGUGUGCAUAAAAAGACUGCAUAGUGUCCGAAAAGGAAUUUGUGUAAUAUCCGGAAAUUGUAAGGAAUUAGGUGAGUACUGAUUGAUCUACAUUGCUUACGAUUUUGAUUUCAGCUACCGAUGAGAGGAGAAGCUUUGUAAACCUCAAAUAGGAGUGGAGUUAUUCAUUGGUCUUAAACUGGUCAGUAGUGUUUUACCAUGGAGAGCAAAGUCUUUAUUUGGCUUGCGCUUCAUUCAGCCAACAGUGGCUCCGCCCAUUUAAGGGCUCAUGAAGCCUCUCUCCCCAUUGGUGGUUCCAGCACCCAUUGACAUGGGUGAUUGACAUGUUUCAUGGGUCUUGCUGCGUUCCAUGUCAAUCAGCCUUUGCUUACGUCCAAGCACUGUACGCCAGCCACGCCUUUCCUUUUAUAACACCUGUUCUCUGAUAAGUGCGUCUCAGUGGCAAACCUGUUCCUGUUGUGCAAAAAAACGAAUGAAUAAAACCUUACUGGCUCUCCUGACCGUACCCUUUAGCCUUGUGUGCGUGUGUCUACAGCGGAAGAAAUGAAAGGACACAUAAAAAGAAUAAUGGUAAUAAAAUAAAAUCUGCCCGAAUUGAAAUUCCCUUCCAGUCCAUUAACAUGUGUGAAACAAACGCUCUUACCACACUGUGGUGGUAGCCUGCAAUCCAAGUUGAUGCUUUGUUUUGCACUUUAACCAUACAGCAUUUAAAUAAUGAGGGGAAAAAAUCAUGUUGAGCCCCGAGUGCAUUUCAUGUGUUCCUCACAUCCCAUCAUAUACUCAUAUUAUGCGGCCGGCUAAGAUUGUGGCAAAUAUGCCGUUAGAGGCUAAUUGUCCUCCAUCUGUCUGUCUUCAGUGAAAUUCUUUAUUCUAAUAAUAUGCAGUUGCACUACGAAUGCCAUCAAGCUUAAUUCUAUUUGUGCAUAUGAAAUAAAAAAUAAAUUAAUACUAUGUAUUUGCUUAUUUUUUGUGUGGUCAAAUGUAGGCCAUUUCACAAGAGAAUAUGAGCCGUUGUGCAUGAAAUGUAUUCAUAAUUGUUUCAACCGAACCUUAAAAAAAUGUUGAAAUCUAAUAAACGUUUCUUCUUUCCAA